Messenger RNA from Telopea speciosissima, 1096 nucleotides. Its product is annotated as nicotinamidase 1-like. The transcript has 5 exons. Lineage: Eukaryota; Viridiplantae; Streptophyta; Magnoliopsida; Proteales; Proteaceae. Gene Ontology annotation, biological process: pyridine nucleotide salvage. The coding region runs from base 62 to 799 and encodes 245 amino acids. Gene Ontology annotation, molecular function: nicotinamidase activity. The record is from RefSeq and is a predicted model, not a curated record.
CAGUCUACACUCAUCUUUCUGUGACUGACUGUGAGUGUAAGACCGAAUUGGGUUUUCAGAGAUGGGGUUGCAGACGCUUGAUCUGUUGAAGAACGAGCUCCCCCUUAAGCAAGAAUCUUUAGUUUUGUCUGAGGAUGUUGUCACUGGUCUCGUUCUUGUUGAUGUCAUCAAUGGCUUCUGUACUGUGGGAGCUGGGGAUCUGGCUCCAAAAGAGCCCAAUAAACAAAUAUCUGGAAUGCUGGAGGAGGCUGUGAAGCUUGUCAGAGUGUUCUGUGAGAAGAAAUGGCCUGUUAUGGCUUUUCUUGAUUCACAUCAUCCAGAUAAACCUGAGCUUCCCUACCCUUCUCACUGUUUAAUUGGAUCAGAAGAAUCAAAUCUGGUUCCAGCAUUGCAAUGGCUGGAAAAGGAACCUAAUGUAACAAUUAGGCGCAAAGAUUGCAUGGAUGGGUUUAUUGGUUCAAUGGAGAAAGAUGGCUCAAAUGUCUUCAUAGAUUGGGUGGGAAGCAAUAAGAUCAAUGUUAUAUUGGUGGUAGGGGUAUGCACAGAUAUCUGUGUUUUUGAUUUCGUGGCUUCCACAUUAUCUGCGAGAAAUCAUGGUUUUCUUCCCCCUCUCAAGGAUGUGGUGGUUUACUCUCAUGCCUGUGCAACAUUUAAUUGUCCAGUUCAGGUUGGAGAAAACAGCAAAGAAGUUAUGGAUUAUCCACAGGAGCUAAUGCAUCAUGUUGGCCUAUUCAUGGCUAAGGGAAGGGGAGCCAAGGUAGUGCAGGAAGUUUCUUUUGGUCCACUGAAGGAGAAAUGAUCAACCACCAAGGACCAGACAAUGCUGUUAUUCCAUACAAAGGUUAUCAGUGGGAUAGUUAUUGUAAUUGAAUGGGAUUGGAUUAGUAGUGUACUUAAAUUGUAAGGUAAUGGCUAUUUAAGUAGUGUUGGUUGUGAAAGUUAUCAAGUUGCUUGUAUGUAUAUAAAGAUGGUUUGUUUAGGACAUGGAAGAAGAUUUAUAUGUAUUGUGCUCUAUAUGUGAAACCAGUUGUUCUAUUAAGAAACUGUUUGAAAAGAAAAGUAAGUGAAAUUAAUGGAAUAAUAAGAUCUUAAUGGC